GUAAAAGCGGAGAUGAUAUAUUCCAUCAAAACAGACGUAAAUUUAUUCAUAAAAACCAGUUUGGUCACCUGUAUCAUUUGGGACCUGACUCACAAAAUUAUCGGCGAAUUAUACUAUAACAAUCCAAGGGAGCCUCUUCAGAAAUCUAUAUAUCCUUCCGGUACGCCUUGGCCGAUGCCAAAAAAUAUAAAAUUUGAACCUAUUUCUCUAUCGUUAAAUCCUGAAACGUUGGUCAUAACUUCUAAUUUGCAAUGUGAUAUCCUCGAAAAAGCUUUCGAAAGAUACGCGAAUAUAAUGUUUUCGGACGAAAAUUAUCACAUUGAUCCAGAAUUACCACAAAUCGCUAAACUAAAUCUAAUCAUUCGAUCUAAAAUCUGUGAAUCCUAUCCUCCCCCAAACAUGGACGAAGCUUACGAAUUAUAUUUUAAAAAAUAUUUCUAUGACCCGAAACGCAACGAUAUGCAAAGCCCCGAUCUCAACACUAUACAAAAUCAAAUAUAUCGUGACAGGGAAGAAACCCUUUCUGACAUUAGCAUUUAUGAUGUGUACGAAGCCCGCAUCAUUUCUCAAACGAUUUGGGGUGCUUUGAGGGGUCUAGAAACAUUUAGUCAAAUGAUAACGUACACCAACAACAAUACGUAUGUAAUGAACAAGCAAACAAUAUACGAUAACCCGCGGUUUAAACAUAGAGGACUAUUGGUAGACACUGCUCGACAUUUUAUACCAGUGUUCAUCCUGAAGAAAAUAUUAGACGGUAUGAGUUAUAACAAAAUGAACGUAUUUCAUUGGCACAUAGUUGACGAUCAAGCUUUUCCCUAUGAAUCAAUCACUUUUCCAGAAUUAUCAAAAAAAGGUGCAUAUACCCCGGCUCACACAUAUAAACAAGAUGAUGUUGCAGAUAUCAUAAAAUACGCUCGAUUUCGAGGAAUAAGGGUUAUACCGGAGUUUGACACUCCUGGCCAUACAUUUUCAUGGGGAAAAUCUCAUCCAGAAAUUAUGACAUCAUGUUAUGGAGAUGGGAGAAAUCCUAAUACACCUCGUUUGCCCUAUCAUCGUUCUAGAGAGAAUUUAGACCCCUUAUCUCCUAUUACUUAUAACUUUAUAGAACGUUUGUUUAAAGAAAUAUUUCGCAUAUUUCCUGACCCGUAUUUCCAUGCUGGAAUGGAUGAGGCAUUUCCCGCUUGUUGGCGUUCAAACCCUUAUAUUAAUAACCUAACAUCCAAUACUUAUUACGACCCUUACAAAAUCGCUUUCGAUUAUUAUAUCAAUCGUACGGUAAAUAUCAUCAAUAAAUAUCACAAAAACAUAAUUGUUUGGGAGGAUCCGGUCGAAGAUAAUAUAAAUUUGCCAGAAAAUAUAACGCUUCAAGUUUGGAAGAAUUGGGGAUUCGAAGUAUCGCUAACUCACAAAAUUCAGCAAUACGCAUUAUUAGGUCACAAGUUAAUAAUAUCAGCACCUUGGUAUUUAGAUGAAGAAUAUCGCAAAGAAGAUUGGAAACGAUUUUACACGUAUGAACCGGAAAUGUCUAUGGACUUGGAAUCUUUUUUAACUUCGCCGAUUAUUGGGGGAGAAGCUUGUAUGUGGUCAGAAUAUAUUGACGGGUCUUCAAUCUUGGAAACUAUUUGGCCUAGAGCAUCGGCUGUCGCUGAAAGAUUAUGGAGUCCAAGGGGAGUUAACAACAUUGAUAAUGCGGAACUAAGAUUAGGGGAGCAAAGAUGCCGAAUGACUAGACGAGGAAUCGAUGUUAGACCUAUUAAACCAGGAUUUUGUGGGAAAUAUGAUUAUGGAUUAAUGCCAGAUUCGACUACUCCUGACAAUAUUGCCGGAAAUCAAUGGAUUCUACUUCCGUCAUAAAUGAUUUUAAUUUUUUUUAAAAAUCGGU
Messenger RNA from Gordionus sp. m RMFG-2023, 1882 nucleotides. RefSeq names its product beta-hexosaminidase subunit beta-like. Lineage: Eukaryota; Metazoa; Nematomorpha; Gordioida; Chordodea; Parachordodidae. The transcript has 14 exons. Bases 13 to 1854 code for a protein of 613 amino acids. Gene Ontology annotation, cellular component: lysosome; membrane. The record is from RefSeq and is a predicted model, not a curated record. Gene Ontology annotation, biological process: glycosaminoglycan metabolic process; ganglioside catabolic process; carbohydrate metabolic process. Gene Ontology annotation, molecular function: beta-N-acetylhexosaminidase activity.